Cavenderia fasciculata is the source of this 1008-nucleotide messenger RNA. It is a transcript of the gene atg3, whose product is annotated as autophagy protein 3. Lineage: Eukaryota; Evosea; Eumycetozoa; Acytosteliales; Cavenderiaceae. Bases 1 to 1008 code for a protein of 335 amino acids. Gene Ontology annotation, biological process: nucleophagy; autophagy of mitochondrion; autophagosome assembly. Gene Ontology annotation, cellular component: cytosol; cytoplasmic ubiquitin ligase complex. The record is from RefSeq and is a predicted model, not a curated record. The transcript is spliced from 4 exons. Gene Ontology annotation, molecular function: Atg8-family ligase activity.
AUGUCUAUGCUUACUUCACUUCAACAAGCAGUACAUAAAGCAUACGUAAAGACUGUAGAAAAGGUUUCUCCUACUCUUCAAACAUCAAAGUUUUUGGAUGAAGGUGUGCUUACUCCUGAAGAGUUUGUACAAGCAGGUGAUUUAUUAACACACAAGUGUCCAACUUGGACUUGGGAGUCUGGAGAUCCAUCAAGAAAUGUAACAUAUCUUCCAAAGGAGAAGCAAUUCUUAUUAACUAGAAAUGUACCAUGUUACUCUAGAGUAAAAUCAUUAGAAAAUGAAACAAAACAUGCUAAAUAUGAUAUAUUAAACAUUGAGGGAGAAGACAAUGAAGAAUGGGUUGCACCAUCAGCUUCUGCUUCAGAUGUAGUCGAUAUUCAAAAGGAUCUUGCAUCACUCUCUGUUCAAACUACAACUACCACUACAACUGCUAAACCAUCUGCACCACAACAACAACAACAAGAUGAAGAUUCUGACGAUGAUGGAGAAAUCCCAGAUUUGGAAGAUUUCCAAGAUGAUAACUUGGUUGAAGAUGAUCCUUCAACACUUUCUAAACCAACUGUAAACAAAUCAAAUAAUACGACGACUACUACUACUUCUACUACCUCGAAUAAUACUUCAACUGCAGCAGCCGAUGAUGAUAAUAUUUUGCGAACUCGUACCUAUGACAUUAGUAUAACAUACGAUAAAUACUACCAAACUCCAAGAGUAUGGUUGUUUGGAUACGAUGAAAAUAGAAGACCAUUGAAACCAGAGGAAAUCUUUGAAGACAUUUCAGAGGAUCACGCUCACAAGACUGUAACAAUUGACUCUCAUCCACAUCUCGGUAUUAGUUUUGCAUACAUUCAUCCAUGUCGUCAUGCAUCGGUCAUGAAGAAACUCAUCACAAAGCAAUGUGAAAAUGGCAAGGAACCAAGAGUCGAUCAAUAUUUAUUCCUCUUCCUCAAGUUCAUUUCUGUUGUUAUUCCAACCAUUGAAUAUGAUUUUACUUUGGAAUUUGAUACAUAG